AUGUUAUCUGCAUUACUUGUCGUAGUGCUCAUUCCGAUUGCUCAGACUUUCAUCCCGGACUCAUCUUUAUUCGAUGCUUAUGGUCUCAAACUUGCUGCAAAUGAUGCUCUUCUAGUUGAAGCUAUUAAUGCGAAUUCUGCAUUUAUUCUACGUUUCUCUCCUUUCGAUUAUUCUUUGACUUGCACAAUAGCUUACAAUGAUUCAAAUCAAUAUAUCUACGCUGUAGCACUUCAAUCGCAAACUACAUCUAACGAUAGUACUCGUUUUGUGUUCAUUGGCGUAAAUGAAGAAACAGAUGUGCCAUUUAUCGGCUCGUUAACGUACACGGGCGUGUCAGUAACGACAUACAUAGCAGCGGCAGGCAAUUCGACACGUCGAGGGAAAUUCCCCUGUACGGGAUGGCAAAAAAGUAAUUACCGUAUUCAUUCUUUGAUGGAUCUUGCUAAUGAUCUUGAACAAACUGAUACAAAUAGUUUUUUCGUUGUCACUGUGGCGUCAGAUGGUAGAUACGCCUAUGCAUUUACAAAUACUUUUCUGAUUAUUUAUGAUCUCGAUCAGGAUAUUAUUAGCACUCAACUUGGCAAUAUCACCUGGCUAGAUACAUCGUUCCUUCCACGAGCUGUUGACAUCAGCCAGAAUUCGCUUAUCAUUGUUCUUGGGUAUAUUGGAAGUUCCGAUACGAAAUAUACACCGUGUGCGUAUUUACUGAAUGUAAUCAAUUUGAUUUUGACUGUUAUGGACGCAUGGACAUAUACACCAGCAACAAAUACAUCAUGGCAAGCUAGUCUGACAAAUUGGGAUGCUGAUAUCUAUGCGUCGAAAUACGAUUUAUCUGUCAGUUGGGGCGCAGCUGGCGAUAGAGUUCUCUUCGGCCUUCAAAUCAUGAAUACGAUUGUAUUAGUUAGCGUCAAUCAAGUAAAUCAAAACUUUGAUUCAGCAUAUCAAACAUUAUCAAAUGGAAAAGCGGUUGGAAUGGGCAAAGCAGUUGGUUGGCUCGAUUUCGACUUAAUUAUAGUACUCGUAAAUACAUAUUCGUUCAAUUAUAUUUGGUCAUCUUCACAAGUCAUCGUGUAUAACGUCAGUAAUAACAUUACUUUCACUGUUCUAUCGAUUUUCCCCAAUAUUCAACAAACUCUAUCAGAUACAUUUGGUCCCAUUAUUCUCUCAUUCGCUAUAACUCAAAAUGGAACAGUUGCUCUAUUGGAUUCUCUAGGCAAUUAUUACAUUCUUUUGCCUUCGUCGGCUGGUUCAUUUUCUGACACCAGCUCAGGAACAUGUUCAUCACAAACAGCAUGUAUUGCUGGUACAUUCGCUUCAGAAUUCGGCAUUUCACCAUGUUCGCUCUGCCCAUCCGGCACUACAACAAAUGGUCUCACCAGCCAAUCGUCGUGUGUGUCGUGCAGUAACGAUAGUUUCUGUUCAUUAGGUGCAGCGUUUGGAGAUAUUAGUACGUCGUCGGCUCUUCUGACGAACAUCAAUCAAGCACGUGCUUAUCCUGUCUCUCCGCAAUCGAUUCGUUUCGAUAAUAUUCUCAUCGAAAACAUGUUUGCCAUUAAUUCGGAAUCAUCGAAUUGUUUAGUUCAUUCUCCACUUUUCUGGGCAUUGAUCGUCGUUGCCGUGGGUUUGUUUGUUUGGAUUCUUAUGUUCAUUUUCGAGCGAUACGUUAAGAAUCCACUAGGUAAGAAGACGCAUAAGCAAAUGAAACGGUUUUUUAAGAAAACAGAUCUGAUUGGCGAGGGAGAAAUGGUCAUCGGUGGUUUAUUUAGUUUUGCUAUAAUUGUUCUUGUUGUAUUUGCAUACACAUUCAGUACUCUCUAUUUUCAACGUUAUCCUAUCGAACAGGUCUACGAAGGUGCUUCUUUUGCCUGCGAUGAAUCAUUGACAAACGCACAAUUCAGCUCAGGUCUAAUGCCUAUUGGUAUUCCACCGGAUGAUAUUGAACAGCCAAUCUUCACCUUACUCGAUGCUCAACCAUUAAUCUUAUCUAUCGACUUUGUGAAUACGGUCUUCAACUGCACUGAUAUGACUGUUUCACAAAUUAAAGAUGUUAGCUUACAAAUGACACUCUCAUCUUGUAAUGAUAGUGCAAGUACCAUGUCUUUAUCGCUGGCUUUACCAUCUCAUGAUAUUAACCUUCAGAUUGCACUCACUGGUACGAACACGAUCGGUGCUUUUCGUCUUAGUAUUCAAGGGCCUGGCUCGGAGUUGAUGAAUACCACGUUUUCGACUUCAUACACACUUCAGGAUUUAGUAUUUUCGCAGGCAUUAUCUUACAAUGGCCGAUUGCUAGCACAACAGGCGUCGUGUACAUUACAACUUACAAAAAUCAUCAAUCGCACGUAUCCGUUAGAAGAAGAUGGCGAAACCAAAUUUAGCGGACUUUGGUUACCGACACUUUCGACAAGUGUGGAUAAUGUGUUUGUUGACGAAAACGAGUAUAAAUAUAGUACAAGCACCAGUACCGUUCUCUCGAUUGUUAUCAGUGAAACCUCGUCUUAUGUACUGAAUGUACAAAAACCAAUUACAGCUAAACAAGAACUUGUUUUUACUAAUCUUCUUUAUACAAUCGUAUGCUUGGAAAUCUUUGGCUUGGGUUUUCUAAUUUUCAAAUUGAUCGUCAUCCCAUUUUUCAAAUCGAUCAUACGCUAUUUUCGUCAACGUUGUCGAUCGGCGGCGAAUCAUUCGUCCUUGGACAAACCUACACUGACAGAACUAAACGAUAUUCAUCUAUAG
Adineta ricciae is the source of this 2733-nucleotide messenger RNA. Lineage: Eukaryota; Metazoa; Rotifera; Eurotatoria; Adinetida; Adinetidae. The record is from the annotation of a GenBank genome assembly.